CUAUAGGCCUAAAGACCAUCGUAGAGUUGCUCAUCCAAAAGCAAAAGCUACUCAACAUACGUAGAUUCGAUGGCCACUGUUUUUGGGACUGCAGAGAAAGUAGCAGCAUUCUUCUCCAUUGUUUUUCUUCUUGUUCUAUGGCUACGGUUGUGGGGUAGAAAGAGAAUCAAUAUGAUUCGAUCGCUUCUUCGCAAUUUCUCUAAUAUCCAUGAUUAUACCACUUCUGGUCUUCGACGAAGUGGAGGCACAUUGUCAUUCAAAGGACCUUGGUUUACUGGCAUGGAUUUUUUGGUGAUUAGCGAUCCCAUGAAUGUCAAUCAUAUUCUAAGCAAGAACUUCACCAACUAUCACAAAGGUCCUGAGUUCAAGCAAAUUUUUGAGCCUCUAGGAAAUGGCAUUUUCAAUGCUGAUUCUGAUAGUUGGAGUGUUCAAAGAAAAAUAUUUCACUCUUUAUUAAUCAAGAACAAGAAGUUUGAGUUGGCUGUAGAGUUUACUUUGAAGCAAAAGAUCUUACAAGGUCUAUUUCCACUUCUGGAAAAUGUCUCACAAGUAGAUAUACAAGAUGUUUUCCAACGAUUCACGUUUGACAAUAUCUGCCAGUUGGUUUUAGGGUUUGACCCAAAUUCUCUUUCUAUUGAAUUCCCUGAAGUUCCUUAUCAGAAAGCUUUUGAUGACAUAGAAGAGGCUGUCAUGUAUCGGCAUGCAGUGCCUGGAAGCAUAUGGAAGUUGCAAAAAUGGCUUCAAAUUGGGAAAGAGAAGAAGUUGAAGGAAGCUUGUAAGAUUUUUGAUGAUUUUUUGGAGCAAUGUAUUAUAAGAAAGCGAGAACAGUCAGACCAAAACUGCAAAGAACAAACGGAAGGAGAAUAUUUUGACUUGUUAACAUAUUUUUUCGCAGAAGGUGAUGAAUUUGCAGCAGCAGCAGCAAAAGGAGGUAUUCACCUUAAAUCAAGCAAGUUUCUAAGAGACAUGGCAACUAGCCUAUUGGUAGCUGGGAGAGACACCGUAGGUGCUAGUCUUGUUUGGCUAUUUUGGCUUGUUGGAACACACCCAUCUGUAGAGAAAAAGAUUUUGGAAGAAAUCAAAUCAACUUUAGGAGAAAAAACAGAUGAAAAAUGGAGGGUUUUCAGUAUUGAAGAGGUAAGAAAACUAGUUUAUCUCCAUGCAGUUAUAUGUGAGGUUUUGAGGUUGUAUCCAUCAAUACCUUUUCAGCAUAAAGUGUCAAUAGAGAAAGACAUUCUUCCUAGUGGGCAUAGGGUGCCUAAAAAUAUGAGGAUCUUGUUCUCCUUCUACUCGAUGGGCAGAAUGGAAGAAAUAUGGGGUAAAGAUUGUUUAGAAUUCAAACCAGAGAGGUGGAUUUCAGAGGGAGGAGGAAUCAAACAUGUGCCUUCUUACAAGUUCAUAGCAUUUAAUGCAGGACCCAGGAGUUGUUUAGGUAAGGAAUUAUCCUUUAUACAAAUUAAACUCAUUGCUGCUUCUAUAAUGUGGAAUUAUUCUCUUCAAGUAGUUGAAAAUCAUCCUGUCAGUCCAUGUGUUUCUGUAAUACUUUAUAUGAAAAAGGGUUUGAAGGUUAAUGUUUUUAAAAGAAUUGCUGCUUGAAACCAAAGCAAUUCUUUAUUUUAUGUAAUGUUCUGUAUUUUGAAAACAAUAAAAAUCAGUGUGGUCGUUGCUUAAUCUA
Messenger RNA from Manihot esculenta (cassava), 1675 nucleotides. RefSeq names its product alkane hydroxylase MAH1. NCBI's taxonomy places the organism in Eukaryota, Viridiplantae, Streptophyta, Magnoliopsida, Malpighiales, Euphorbiaceae. The coding region runs from base 70 to 1596 and encodes 508 amino acids. The record is from RefSeq and is a predicted model, not a curated record. Gene Ontology annotation, molecular function: oxidoreductase activity, acting on paired donors, with incorporation or reduction of molecular oxygen; monooxygenase activity; iron ion binding. The transcript has a single exon.